This is a messenger RNA of Desarmillaria tabescens, 681 nucleotides long. RefSeq lists its product as uncharacterized. Gene Ontology annotation, biological process: transmembrane transport. The transcript has 4 exons. Gene Ontology annotation, cellular component: membrane. NCBI's taxonomy places the organism in Eukaryota, Fungi, Basidiomycota, Agaricomycetes, Agaricales, Physalacriaceae. The coding region runs from base 117 to 575 and encodes 152 amino acids. The record is from RefSeq and is a predicted model, not a curated record. Gene Ontology annotation, molecular function: transmembrane transporter activity.
CAUGCAUAUAUAUGAAGAAGCAAAGAAUGCACGUACUGCCGUACCGUUCGCAAUCAUGAGCGCCACUGGUCUUGGAUGCAUUCUUAGUUUCGCUGUUAACAUGUUUGGUCUAAAGCAUGGGUACAGAUCUAGUAUCCAUCUUUGCUAGUCCCAUAGGACAGCCGAUGGCAACCUCUGGGGACCAGGGGCACUAUCGCGUUCUGAGUAUUCAUAAUCAUGAAUUUGUAAGACUUCAUAAAGAAUUAAUUAGGAUCACUUUCAUCUGUUCUUUAGGUAUAAGUAUAGCGUCAAUGGACCUCCUCAUUUCAGCUUCCCAACAAACCUGUGUUUUCUCCCGCGACGGCGCUCUUCCCUUGUCGGCAGUCUCGUAUCAGAUAAAUUCUCACACAGGCACGCCUACGAACUGCGUCUGUGUUUGCGUCUUUAUUGCCGCCAUGUUGGGCCUUUUAUCGUUUGCAGGUUCCGCAGCAAUCGGAGCCAUCUUUACCAUGGACAUACCCAGCCGUCCGGAAUCUUCGAGAUAUCAUGCAGACCCCCAGAAAUCAAGAUGCAAGGAGCGAAGCUGGCGGCCGUGACACAGGCCACAGCCUACAGAAUAAUCGGAAAUAUCAAAAUGCAAGCGGAUACGUACCAGGACAAACUUGAUAGAAGGGACACUAACGAAAACGUAAUGUUGGCCCU